Molecule: messenger RNA, 768 nt
Organism: Mirounga angustirostris (Northern elephant seal)
Lineage: Eukaryota; Metazoa; Chordata; Mammalia; Carnivora; Phocidae
Gene: PNOC
Product: prepronociceptin
Exons: 2
Coding region: 57-650 (197 amino acids)
Biological process (GO): neuropeptide signaling pathway; sensory perception; chemical synaptic transmission
Cellular component (GO): dendrite; neuronal cell body; axon terminus
Molecular function (GO): opioid receptor binding
Source: RefSeq, a predicted model, not a curated record
UCUUGGGCUCUGGUGCAGUCCCCUCGGGGGCAUCCCCUGUGUGCGGCCCCCACAAAAUGGCUGUUCUAAUCGCCACCCACGCUCCCUUGUGUUUUAGCAUUUUGGCGCCCUGCUCCUGCACCAUGAAAAUCCUGCUUUGUGAUCUCCUGCUGCUCAGCCUCUUCUCCAGCGUGUCCGGCAGCUGCCAGAAGGACUGCCUGACCUGCCGGGAGAAGCUCCGCCCAGCUCUCGACCCCUUCAACCUUGAGGUGUGCAUCCUUGAGUGUGAAGGGAAGGUCUUCAGCAGCCCUCUCUGGACUCCGUGCACCAAGGUCAUGACCAGGGGCUCCUGGCAGCUCAGCCCUGCUGACCCAGAGCACGUGGCAGCUGCCCUUUACCAGCCCAGCGCCUCUGAGAUGCAACUGAAGCGCAUGCCUCGCAUCAGGAGCCUAAUCCAAGCCCAGAAAGGGACAGAGCCCGGCAUGGAUGAGGCUGGAGAGAUGGAGCAGAAGCAGCUGCAGAAGAGGUUCGGGGGCUUCACCGGGGCCCGCAAGUCAGCCCGGAAGUUGGCCAACCAGAAGCGGUUCAGUGAGUUUAUGAGGCAGUACCUGGUCCUGAGCAUGCAGUCCAGCCAGCGCCGGCGCACCCUGCAUCAGAAUGGUAAUGUGUAGCCGGAAGGGGAGCCCCCCCCCAGCUGCACCGUCCACUUCAACCCAUGAGUGAGUUGGGCACGAAUGAGCUGGGGGUGAAAAGAAACCUUAUAUACCCAACUGUCUUAGCCUUCCUCCU